Messenger RNA from Oncorhynchus nerka (sockeye salmon), 1602 nucleotides. RefSeq names its product T-cell surface antigen CD2-like. The record is from RefSeq and is a predicted model, not a curated record. Lineage: Eukaryota; Metazoa; Chordata; Actinopteri; Salmoniformes; Salmonidae. The transcript is spliced from 8 exons. Bases 148 to 1260 code for a protein of 370 amino acids.
AGUGGCAGGAACAGCUAUUUCUCAUACUUUCCUUGCAUUGGUUUCGUUUGUGCCGUAACACAAAUUCAGCUCUGAAUAGAAAAUAGAGGACCUUUUUGAAAUACCGAAGUUAAUUUGAUAAACUGAGACCCUGCGUUGUAAAGAGACAUGGAGGCUGUUUUAGGACUGUUGGUGAUCUCAGCAGGAGUGUCUCAUGGCUUGGAGACUUCCUGUGAUGCUAGAGAAGAUGGAUCUCAGUGUUAUGGACCUCUGGGAGGAACUGUCUAUCUCCAGCUGGUGACUGAUACCACGAGGUAUGAUGAUCUCUCAUUUUGGAAAGGCUCAACUGGUGCUAAAACAAAGAUACUCAAAAUUAAGAUGGGCAAACGGGUAAUAACAUACACCCCCAUUGAAGACAGAGUACACUUCUUUAUAAACAAUGGGACAUUGAGGUUAAAUAACACAAGAAGGAAUGAUUCUGGUGAAUACCUGCUCGGAAAAUAUGAUUCAGAAGGGAGAUCAUCAGGGACCAUAGGACUACAACUGUUCAUCGAAGCUCCAGUGUCCAGUCCUCAGCUGUCCUCUGAGUGUCUGUCCCAUGGAGAGAUGAGGGUGUCCUGCUCCUCUGAGGGGGAUGGUCCCCAGUACAGCUGGACUCUGGAUGGACAGACGCUGAACGAGACUGAUGCCCCUCCUGAUAAUAAGACAAACACCAUCACUCUGAAGAAAGGCCUGUCAGGAAAUCUCACCUGUACCGUCAGAAACAACAUCAACCGUAAUACUGUCAGCAGGAGAAUCUCACACUGUCCAGGGCUGAUAUAUGUUAACUGCACGUUAUCCAACGGGACAAAGAUAUCAGAGUGGGUGAUUACCCUGUGUGUUGAGUCUACAACGGUGGCGACUGUGACUGAGGCCCCCACCAGUAAAACCUCCACUGUCUGCUGUCCCCACUUGCUUCAAGAUGUCCACCAUUGCUCCUGUACAAAAGAGAGUAAAGGAAACAGCAGUGGGUUGCGUGCCCCUAUCCACAUCGACGGGACCGCAGUGGAGAAGGUGAAAGGCUUCAAGUUCAUCGGCGUACACAUCACUGACAAUCUGAAAUUGUCCACCCACACAGACAGUGUGGUGAAGAAGACGCAACUCAACAAAACAGGACCAGUGUUCAAUGUGUUUGUUUAUUUCCAACUUGCUGAAGUCUUCAUUCUGCUGACAAUCUGUCUGGGAUCAUACUGGUUUUACAAGAAGAAAACCUGUCCUCAAGAACAAGAUGAUGGUGAGUAAGCAGAGUGUUUGCAGACUCUCAGGUGGAUCACGGUGGGACUCUAAGAGGGGUGUUGAUGUCAUGAAAGUUGCCAUGGGGACCAUGACUGAUGACUAAUGAUGAUGUUAUACUGCUUAUUGCUGUUUUAAUUUUAAUCAAGCUCAAACUCAAAGCACAGUAAUGUAUUUAGAUCUUUUGACAUAUUUUCAUAGUUUCAGAAUGUUCCUUCAGACCUGCCCUUAACAAAGUAAUAAUGAAUGAUCCAUGUGAUGGUGUUAAUUUAAUGGAUUUUAACUCUUGAAUUGUAGUGUUUUAGUGGAUUUCAUUUGUACAUACAGUUACAUAAAGGAAUGAAAAUGCUA